GUUCUAUAUAUAUUCUUCGUUCCACUUUCUAUCUUUGUAUCUUCCGUUAGAAGAAGAUACUAACUCUCAGAAGCGUAACACAAGCACCCACGCUGAAGAAGUUAUUGGAUAUUCGAGGCCAUGACAGAAGAAGAAAGAAGAAUCACAUACCCUUUAGAUGCAGGGUCGUAUAGCCUCCUCUAUGAGAUCGGCAGUGGCGUGAGUGCAGUAGUCUACAAGGCCACUUGCCUGCCGUUAAACUCUGCUGUUGUAGCAAUCAAGGCCAUCGAUCUCGAGAGGUCCCGAGCUAAUCUCGACGACGUGCGACGAGAGGCAAAGGCCAUGGCUCUCCUCUCUCAUCCGAACAUCCUCCGAGCCCACUGCUCCUUCACGGUCGACAGCUACCUCUGGGUGGUGAUGCCGUUCAUGGCCGCUGGUUCGUUGCAUUCCAUCAUUUCCUCCUCGUUCCCCGACGGCCUCCCGGAGCCAUCCAUUGCCGUAGUUCUCAAGGAGACCCUCCAUGCUCUCUCCUACCUCCAUGGCCAGGGCCACAUCCACCGCGACAUCAAGGCUGGCAACAUCCUCGUCGACUCUGAUGGCUCCAUCAAGCUCGCAGACUUCGGGGUGUCCGCGUCCAUCUAUGAGUCGCACCCCUCGUCGUCCUCUACCUCGUCGUCUUCGUCUUUCUUCAAUGACAUGGCCGGAACUCCCUACUGGAUGGCCCCCGAGGUGAUCCACUCGCACGUCGGCUACGGUAUCAAGGCCGACAUAUGGUCGUUUGGCAUCACCGCCCUCGAACUCGCGCAUGGCCGGCCUCCACUCUCCCAUCUCCCGCUCUCUAAAUCGCUGAUGAUGAGGAUCACCAGUCGUCUCCGCCUCGAGGACGCCCACGAACAGUGCGGCAAAGAGAAUGACAAGAAAAAAAAGAAAAAGAAAUUCUCCAAAGCAUUCAAAGAAAUGGUGGCCUCCUGCCUCUCCCAGGACCCCUCAAAGAGGCCGUCAGCUGACAAGCUUCUCCGCCACCCCUUCUUCAAGAACUGCAAGUCCCCUGACUACCUCGUCAAGAACGUGCUGCAAGCCGUGCCGACGGUGGAGGAGAGGUUCAAGGAAAUAAGAAUAGGCGGACGGCAUCCCGACGAGGCCGAUAGUGGUGGAUCGGCAUCCCCACCCGUCAAGAACCGACGGGUAAGCGGAUGGAAUUUUAACGAAGAUGUCUUCAAACUGGAUCCGGUUUACCCGGAGGAGAGCGACGACAAGUGCGCGAUCAAAUGCAUUCAGUUCAGCGGAGACGAACUGAUCAGCAAUGGAGAUCAAGAAGGGAACAAGGAGUCCAAAGUCGAAGAGGAAGAGUUGGCUAAGAAAGCAUGUGAGGCUCCACCGAACUCAGCAAUUCUGAAGGAGUCUUUGGUCCCAAACCUGGUUUCGCUGCUAAGUAGCUUGGAAUUGCAGAGGGGGAUGGUGAUGGACGUGCUGGCGCAUUGCGGGUGCAAGGAUGGGAAGGAGCAGAAGGUGAGGGAGCAGAGGGAGCAGCAGCUUUUGGGGUACGUGAGGAGCCUGCAGCAGACUGUGGUCGAUCUGAACCUCCAGCUGCAGAGGGAGAUGAAGAGGAAUUGUGAACUGGAAGAGGCUCUGGACAGUGUCAGGAGGAGAAGUGGUGAAAAGCAGAGAACCACCGGCACCUGAAGGCAAUGGAUGCUCUGCGACCCAAGUGCACUACUCAAGCAAGGUCGACAAUGAUAGUCGAUCUGGACCGUCACCUUAGUCUGAACUGAGUCGAACAGUCUCAGUUAUGUAGCUAUUAAAAUAAUCAAAAAUGGACAUUUUGUAGUAUAUUCCUUCUUACUCCCA
Phoenix dactylifera (date palm) is the source of this 1827-nucleotide messenger RNA. RefSeq names its product Protein kinase superfamily protein. Gene Ontology annotation, molecular function: ATP binding; protein serine/threonine kinase activator activity; protein kinase activity. Gene Ontology annotation, biological process: protein phosphorylation. NCBI's taxonomy places the organism in Eukaryota, Viridiplantae, Streptophyta, Magnoliopsida, Arecales, Arecaceae. The record is from RefSeq and is a predicted model, not a curated record.